Molecule: messenger RNA, 2361 nt
Organism: Lemur catta (Ring-tailed lemur)
Lineage: Eukaryota; Metazoa; Chordata; Mammalia; Primates; Lemuridae
Gene: RBM39
Product: RNA binding motif protein 39
Exons: 17
Coding region: 1084-2205 (373 amino acids)
Biological process (GO): mRNA processing
Cellular component (GO): nucleus
Molecular function (GO): RNA binding
Source: RefSeq, a predicted model, not a curated record
AGGCGUUUAGAGAAAAUGGCAGACGAUAUUGAUAUUGAAGCAAUGCUUGAGGCUCCUUACAAGAAGACUUGCCUAACGAUAUCUCACCUCUACUCCCAUGAAUUCACCUUUGAUUCCAGUGUGAACUGUCAAUCAUAAGGGCGAGAUGUGUGACAGAGGUGGCAUCAAGCUCUUACAGUCCCAACCCUCCAACGGAAAUGGGCGAAGAUCUCAGGAAUGGCAUCGGUCACAGGAAAUCGAUAGUGGCUGGCUGCUAGCAUGGCCACUUGGGGCUUAGGCAGAAAUAGAGCCAUGGUACUGACCAAAAGGGACCGUAGAACAUGGAAUAAAACUCAAACAGGACUUCAUUCAUGUUUUAUAGAAAUCAUAUUUAACCACUUCAACAUUGUAAAUCUGGAUAACUUAAUAAUAUAAACUAUAUGAGUAAAAUUUAUCAUGUUAAUAUGGAGAGAUUUUAAUUUUUGUAUCUUGAUGACUUAAUUGUAAGUAACAAAGUGGUUAAACACAUACCCAUCUAAAUUUUUUUAUAGCCUUCCAUGUUAAACUAUAAAUAAAUAGUUUUAAAAUUGUUUUGUAUUUUCUUAUUCCUGUUCCCUUUACCCUUUGACAACUUGAAAUGUUACCACUUCGCCCUCAUGAUGUUCUUCUAUCAACCCUGCUUAGGAUGAGAACAAGUUGAGCAGUGCUAACGGCCAUGAAGAACGUAGCAAAAAGAGGAAAAAAAGCAAAAGCAGAAGUCGUAGUCAUGAACGAAAGAGAAGCAAAAGUAAGGAACGGAAGCGAAGUAGAGAUAGAGAAAGGAAAAAGAGCAAAAGCCGUGAAAGGAAGAGAAGUAGAAGCAAGGAAAGGAGACGGAGCCGCUCAAGAAGUCGAGAUCGCAGGUUCAGAGGCCGCUACAGAAGUCCAUACUCCGGACCAAAAUUUAACAGUGCCAUCCGAGGAAAGAUUGGGUUGCCUCAUAGCAUCAAAUUAAGCAGACGGCGUUCCCGAAGCAAAAGCCCAUUCAGAAAAGACAAGAGCCCUGUGAGGGAGCCUAUUGAUAAUCUAACUCCUGAGGAAAGAGAUGCAAGGACAGUUUUCUGUAUGCAGCUGGCAGCAAGAAUUCGACCAAGGGAUCUGGAAGAGUUUUUCUCUACAGUGGGAAAGGUUCGAGAUGUGAGGAUGAUUUCUGAUAGAAAUUCAAGACGUUCCAAAGGAAUUGCUUAUGUGGAGUUUGUUGAUGUUAGCUCAGUGCCUCUAGCAAUAGGAUUGACUGGCCAACGAGUUUUAGGAGUGCCAAUCAUAGUACAGGCAUCACAGGCAGAAAAAAACAGAGCUGCAGCAAUGGCAAACAAUUUACAAAAGGGAAGUGCAGGACCUAUGAGGCUUUAUGUGGGCUCAUUACACUUUAACAUAACUGAAGAUAUGCUUCGGGGGAUCUUUGAGCCUUUUGGAAGGAUUGAAAGUAUCCAGCUUAUGAUGGACAGUGAAACAGGUCGAUCUAAAGGAUAUGGGUUUAUUACAUUUUCAGACUCGGAAUGUGCCAAAAAGGCUUUGGAACAACUUAAUGGAUUUGAACUAGCAGGAAGGCCAAUGAAAGUUGGUCAUGUUACUGAACGUACGGAUGCUUCCAGUGCUAGUUCAUUUUUGGAUAGUGAUGAACUGGAAAGGACUGGAAUUGACUUGGGAACAACUGGUCGUCUCCAAUUAAUGGCAAGACUUGCAGAGGGUACAGGUUUACAGAUUCCACCAGCAGCACAGCAGGCUCUGCAAAUGAGUGGCUCUUUGGCAUUUGGUGCUGUGGCAGAAUUCUCUUUUGUUAUAGAUUUGCAAACAAGACUUUCCCAACAGACUGAAGCUUCAGCUUUAGCUGCAGCUGCCUCUGUUCAACCACUUGCAACACAGUGUUUCCAACUCUCUAACAUGUUUAAUCCUCAAACAGAAGAAGAAGUUGGAUGGGAUACAGAGAUUAAGGAUGAUGUGAUUGAAGAAUGUAAUAAACAUGGAGGAGUUAUUCAUAUUUAUGUUGACAAAAAUUCAGCUCAGGGCAAUGUGUAUGUGAAGUGCCCAUCAAUUGCUGCAGCUAUUGCUGCUGUCAAUGCAUUGCAUGGCAGGUGGUUUGCUGGUAAAAUGAUUACAGCAGCAUAUGUACCUCUUCCAACUUACCACAACCUCUUUCCUGAUUCUAUGACAGCAACACAACUACUGGUUCCAAGUAGACGAUGAAGGAAGAUAUAGUCCCUUUAUGUACAUAGCUUUUUUUUCUUUCUUGAGAAUUCAUCUUCAGUUAUCUUUUAUUUAGAUAAAAAUAAAGAGGCAAGGGUCUACUGUCAUUUGUAUACAAUUCCUGUUACCUUGAAAAAAUAAAAAUGUUAACAGGAA